Molecule: messenger RNA, 1197 nt
Organism: Triticum turgidum subsp. durum (durum wheat)
Lineage: Eukaryota; Viridiplantae; Streptophyta; Magnoliopsida; Poales; Poaceae
Source: the annotation of a GenBank genome assembly
AUGCUGACACUACCGAUACAAAUGAUGGUGCAGUUCUUUAUCUUCGCCUUGCUGCAAAAGAGAUGCAAACUCAGAAACCUGACCGAAGAGUGGCCCACUCGGAUUUUGUCAGCUGCCAUUGUCACCGCACUGGGGUUGCUGGCACUCAUAUUGCUAGUUCUUCUACUGAUGAUUCGGGGGAACAAUAGGGAUUGGUCUGGUGGUACACUGAAAAAUCCUCAAGACGGUGGUGGAAUUAUUGCAUUUAGAUACAUUGAUUUGCAGAGGGCAACAAGAAAUUUCUCUGAGAAGCUAGGUGCCGGCGGCUUUGGUUCUGUGUUCAAGGCAUAUCUGACCGACUCAGCUACAAUGGCAGUGAAAAGGCUUGAUGGUGCUUGUCAAGGAGAAAAACAAUUCAGGGCUGAGGUGACUUCAGUCGGAGUUAUACAACAUAUCAAUUUAGUUAGACUGAUUGGUUUCUGUUGCGAGGGUGAACGGAGGUUACUUGCAUAUGAGCACAUGCCAAAUCGUUCUCUUGACAUCCAUCUAUUUCAGGACAACAACACAGUUUUAAACUGGUGUACCAGGUAUAAAAUAGCUCUGGGAGUUGCUAGAGGGCUGGCUUACCUGCAUGAGAGCUGCCAAGACUUGAUCAUACACUGUGAUAUCAAGCCACAAAAUAUACUUCUUGACACGUCGUUUGUUGCUAAAAUUGCUGACUUUGGUAUGGCCAAGUUAAUAGGGAGGGAUUUUAGCCGGGUUCUGACUACAGCAAGAGGAACUGCAGGAUACCUUGCACCCGAAUGGAUAAGCGGGGUUGCUAUCACAGCAAAAGUCGAUGUUUAUGGCUACGGGAUGGUGCUAAUGGAAAUAAUAUCAGGAAGACAGAAUUCAUUUGAACAAUACACUGUCGGUGGUGAUUGUGUUGUUUUCUUCCCUGUGCAUGCUGCGCAAAUGCUUCUCGAGGGAGAUGUGGCAAGCUUGGUGGAUGAAAAAUUAUCAGGUGAAGUAAAUCUAGAGGAGGCUGAACGACUAUGCAAGGUUGCUUGUUGGUGCAUUCAGGAUGAUGAGUUUGAUCGGCCGACAAUGGGCGAUGUUGUUCGCACUCUAGAGGGUCUAUCUGAUCUUGAUACGCCUCCCGUUCCAAGACUACUUCAGGCCAUUACAAGGAGGAGCUCUCACCCCCCUUCCACCUACCUCUCUAAUGAAUCAGAAUAA